Molecule: messenger RNA, 747 nt
Organism: Cylindrotheca closterium
Lineage: Eukaryota; Bacillariophyta; Bacillariophyceae; Bacillariales; Bacillariaceae
Source: the annotation of a GenBank genome assembly
AUGAGCAACAUCCCCAAGAGAAAUUCCAUUGCAAUGAUCUUCUGCAUUUUGGCAGUCAUGGCAUCAGUCGACAGCAUGGUGAUGCAACACCAUCGACAGAAACUUCCACAAACUACAUCGGACAUUGAUCGAAGAUCUCUCCUAAAAGGUGUCCUCAGCACCUCGAGCAUGAUUAUCGCUACAACGGGGGCUCCAUUCGUUGCAUCCGCGAAAUGUACGGAUAUCGAGUCAUGUCGAGAGAUUGGAGACUCCCGUGUGGCACAAGACUUGAAAGAGAAUCCGGUGACAAGUCUCGAUUCUGGAGUUCGAUUCAAGACACUCAACUCGGGAGUUAGAGGCCCAGCAGUGAAGGAGGGGUCUUCCGUCGAUAUCAUCUACAGUAUUUCGCGUGCUGGAGGUCCGUACAUGUACAGUCAAGGGUUUGGAUUCGAAAAAGUUGAUAUUGGCAAUGGACAAAUAGUGAAGGAUCUAGAUGUUGAUUUCCUGAGAGUGGACAAAGUUGGAUCCCACCAAGAUGUUCCUGUGGGAAUAGAGCAAGCGAUGAUAGGGAUGCAAAGAGGAGAAAAGCGACGGGUAGAACUCCCACCUAAUGUUGGUCUUGCGACCUCCAAUUGGAACCCAGCUCCAAAAUCUAAAGCUGGAAAGCAAUCCAUUGUGGCUUACCAACGAAUUGUGGAUGGCUUUGGAUCUCAACCUGCAUUCCCAGCACCGCUCGUAUGGGAAGUAGAAGUGCUUCGAGUAAGAUGA